Aureobasidium pullulans EXF-150 is the source of this 1275-nucleotide messenger RNA. RefSeq lists its product as uncharacterized. NCBI's taxonomy places the organism in Eukaryota, Fungi, Ascomycota, Dothideomycetes, Dothideales, Saccotheciaceae. The record is from RefSeq and is a predicted model, not a curated record. The transcript has 3 exons. Bases 1 to 1275 code for a protein of 424 amino acids.
AUGCCUGACCGAAGAGAAGAGCAGAGACCGAAUGCAUCGGCAACCCCUCUUCCCGACCCUCUCAGAACCUUCUGGGUGCCGCCAUUUCCCGAUGAUAUUCACGGCGCAGUGAAUAGAGAGCAUCCUCCACUGAGGCUAGGGGACUACAACCCGAGCUCUGGGUUAUAUAUCUGGCAGAAAGAGAGAUUCGGGGGAGGCGUCAUGAAGGGUUACGAAAGCCGGAUAAGAUAUGUAUUGACCUGCAUGUGGUAUGGUGUGGAGAACAGUCCUCGCUGCGUUUGCUGUGAGAAACGCGAUCUAUGUUGCACCUCGAUGGGGUUGCGAUCAAAAGCCACGAGUUGCGCUAGAUGUCGACUGGUCUGCGACACAUGCUCCUUCUCGUCGGGCAGUAGAAGCAAGCAGAGUCUCUCAACUCCCAGAGAACAACCUUUCCCUACCGCGUCGAGUGAUACAGACAGACAGCCAAAUGACGGACCACCUGCAAAACGACUUCGAAGCUCUGAACCGAAAGCCUCGAGCCCGGGAGUGGCCUCUCAAGAGCGUUUGAAUGUUUGUGAAACCAUCGAGGAAGACCAUCUCAAGCGUCGGCCCAGAAGUCGUAGUACGCAUGACAUUAUUGUUGUAGCAGGACCUUCUAAUGGCAACAAAUAUCGCCGACACGUGGUCGAGAUUCCGGAUUCUCCACCCGCCACUCUAUCAACAGUAUCUGUGGCAGAUAAGCAACAUCCUGAAAGCGCUACGACCCAUACCGAGUGUAGUUCAACGGCUUUCGACAAGUUUCUCUCUGAGAUGGAGUAUCUCAAAACUCGCAUACAGAAAUUGGAAGCGGAGAUGAAACCAAACAAAGGAAUUGUACAGGCUCAAAUUCGAAAAGACCAAAUGGAUACCGAGACUCGACAGCAAAAAUCGGAACGACUGAAAGACUUUGAGGCUCGAAUCCAGCAGUAUGGGAGGACUCUUAGGGAUCUUAUGCAGAAUGAUCGAGCUCUGAUCGAGACUCAGAUGCAGGUAAAGAGAGACAGGAUCGAGGCUCGCAUCAAAGAAGAUCAAGGAAUAUUCGAGGCUCGAUUGCACGGGUACAAGGAGGUCACCGAGGCUCAAGAUCUCAAGCUGUGCAGCCAACUGGGAGAGAUCCGUAACCUCAAGGAGCGGUUGAGAUACAGCGUCAACACGAUACUUCUGACACAAAAAUCUGAAGACCUACAUGAUGGAGAGACGCAAAGGGGUGCGGUCAAAAGAGGUUCAGACAACCCGACUGAAGAGGAAGCUAGAUGA